Messenger RNA from Ornithorhynchus anatinus (platypus), 7045 nucleotides. It is a transcript of the gene ATRNL1, whose product is annotated as attractin like 1. Gene Ontology annotation, molecular function: protein binding. The transcript has 29 exons. Gene Ontology annotation, cellular component: Golgi apparatus. The record is from RefSeq and is a predicted model, not a curated record. NCBI's taxonomy places the organism in Eukaryota, Metazoa, Chordata, Mammalia, Monotremata, Ornithorhynchidae. The coding region runs from base 16 to 4089 and encodes 1357 amino acids.
GGGCGGCGGGCGAAGAUGGGCGCCGGGGCGCCCCCGGGGCCGGGGGUCGGGGCGGGGGUCCGGCUGCUGGGCUACGGGCUCCUGUCCCUGGUGCUGGCCGCCCAGCUGGGCCGGGCCCAGGCCGGCAAGGCCUGCGACGGGACCGGCUCCUGCUUCUCCGGACGCUGUGUCAACUCCACCUGCCUCUGCGACCAGGGCUGGGUCGGGGACCGGUGCCAGCACUGCCAGGGCAGGUUCAAGUUAACAGAACCCUCUGGAUAUUUAACAGAUGGACCAAUUAAUUAUAAAUAUAAAACUAAAUGUACUUGGCUAAUUGAAGGCUAUCCUAAUGCAGUCCUAAGAUUAAGAUUUAAUCAUUUUGCCACAGAAUGUAGUUGGGACCACAUGUAUGUUUAUGAUGGAGACUCAAUAUAUGCACCUCUAAUAGCUGUACUUAGCGGUCUAAUAGUCCCUGAGGUACGUGGGAAUGAAACUGUACCAGAAGUUGUUACUACAUCCGGCUAUGCACUACUACACUUUUUUAGCGAUGCUGCAUACAAUUUAACUGGUUUCAACAUCUUUUAUUCCAUUAAUUCUUGUCCUAACAAUUGCUCAGGGCAUGGGAAGUGCACACCGAGUGUUUCCCUUCCAAGUCGAGUGUACUGUGAGUGUGACAAAUACUGGAAAGGUGAAGCGUGUGAUAUUCCUUACUGUAAAGCCAACUGUGGCAGUCCCGAUCAUGGGUACUGUGAUCUAACAGGAGAAAAAUUAUGUGUCUGCAAUGACAGUUGGCAAGGUCCUGAUUGUUCUUUGAAUGUUCCUUCCACUGAGUCUUACUGGAUUCUUCCAAAUGUAAAACCAUUCAGCCCAUCUGUAGGUCGGGCUUCUCAUAAAGCAGUUUUACAUGGAAAGUUUAUGUGGGUGAUUGGUGGAUAUACUUUUAACUAUAGUUCUUUCCAAAUGGUUUUGAACUAUAAUUUAGAGAGCAGCAUAUGGAAUGUUGGUCCGAUAUCCAGGGGACCACUGCAGAGAUAUGGACACUCUCUGGCCUUAUAUAAGGAGGACAUCUACAUGUAUGGAGGCAAAAUUGAAACAAAUAUUGGCAAUGUCACAGAUGAACUGUGGGUUUUCAACAUACAGAGUCAGUCAUGGAGUACCAAGAUUCCUACCAUUCUUGGACAUGGUCAGCAAUAUGCGGUGGAGGGACAUUCGGCACAUAUCGUGGACAUGGAUAACAAAGAUGUCAUCAUGAUUAUACUUUUUGGCUAUUCAUCUGUGUAUGGUUAUACAAGCAGCAUACAGGAAUACUCUAUCUUGCAUAAUACUUGGUUUGUUCCAGAAACUAAAGGAGCAAUUGUGCAAGGUGGUUAUGGCCAUACUAGUGUCUAUGAGGGAAUGACAAAAUCCAUAUAUGUUCAUGGAGGAUAUAAAGCAUUGCCAGGCAAUAAAUAUGGAUUAGUGGAUGAUCUUUACAGAUAUGAAGUCAACACCAAGACGUGGACUAUUUUGAAAGAGAGUGGGUUUGCCAGAUACCUUCAUUCAGCUGUUCUAAUCAAUGGAGCUAUGCUUAUUUUUGGAGGAAACACCCAUAAUGACACUUCCUUGAGUAAUGGUGCAAAAUGCUUUUCUGCCGAUUUCCUGGCAUAUGACAUAGCUUGCGAUGAAUGGAAGAUUUUAAGAAAACCCAAUCUUCAUAGAGAUGUCAACAGAUUUGGACAUUCUGCCGUUGUCAGUAAUGGGUCUAUGUAUAUAUUUGGAGGUUUUUCUAGUGUACUACUUAAUGAUAUCCUUGUAUACAAACCUCCGAAUUGUGAGGCUUUUGGAAAUGAAGAGCUUUGUAAAAAUGCUGGCCCGGGGAUAAAAUGUCUAUGGAACAAGAAUCGCUGUGAAUCUUGGGAAUCUGGUCAUACUAAUAACAUUCUCAGAGCAAAGUGCCCCCCAAAGCCAGCUGCUGCAGAUGACAGAUGUUACAGAUACGCAGAUUGCGCUAGCUGUACUGCCAAUACAAAUGGGUGCCAGUGGUGUGAUGAUAAAAAGUGCAUUUCAGCAAACAGUAACUGCAGUAUGUCAGUCAAAAACUACACCAAGUGCCACGUGAGAAAUGAACAGAUUUGUAAUAAGCUGACCAGUUGCAAAAGUUGCUCAUUAAACCUCAACUGCCAGUGGGAUCAGCGGCAGCAAGAAUGUCAGGCUUUACCAGCUCAUCUUUGUGGAGAAGGGUGGAGUCAUGUUGGAGAUGCUUGUCUUCGUGUCAAUUCUAGCAGGGAAAACUAUGACAAUGCAAAGCUUUAUUGUUACAAUUUGAGUGGAAACCUUGCUUCAUUGACAGCUUCAAAAGAAGUGGAAUUUGUUCUGGAUGAAAUACAGAAGUACACACUUCAGAAGAUAUCACCGUGGGUAGGUUUGCGCAAGAUCAACAUUUCCUACUGGGGUUGGGAAGACAUGUCUCCUUUCACAAAUACAACCCUUCAGUGGCUUCCUGGCGAACCCAACGACUCUGGAUUCUGUGCAUACCUAGAAAGGGCAGAAGUGGCAGGACUAAAGGCUAAUCCCUGCACAUCCAUGGCAGAUGGUCUUGUUUGUGAAAAGCCUGUUGUUAGUCCAAAUCAGAAUGCCAGACCAUGCAAGAAACCAUGCUCUUUAAGAACUACCUGCUCCAACUGCACGAGCAAUGGCAUGGAGUGUAUGUGGUGUAGCAGCACCAAACGAUGUGUGGACUCCAAUGCGUAUAUAAUCUCUUUUCCAUAUGGACAGUGCCUGGAGUGGCAAACUGCCACCUGUUCUCCCCAGAACUGUUCUGGAUUAAGAACCUGUGGGCAGUGCUUGGAACAGCCUGGAUGUGGUUGGUGCAAUGAUCCUACUAAUACGGGAAAAGGACAUUGUGUUGAAGGCUCUUCAAGAGGACCAAUGAGGCUCUCUGGGAUACACACUAAUGAAAUGGUCCUUGACACGAGCCUUUGCCCUAAAGAGAAAAAUUACGAAUGGUCUUUUAUUCACUGUCCAGCCUGCCAGUGUAAUGGACACAGCACUUGUAUCAACAAUAACGUGUGCGAGCAGUGUAAAAACCUCACUACGGGAAAGCAGUGCCAGGACUGUAUGCCAGGAUACUAUGGCGACCCAACCAAUGGGGGCCAAUGCACAGCUUGUACAUGCAGUGGUCACGCAAACAUCUGUCACAUGCACACAGGAAAAUGUUUCUGCACAACUAAAGGAAUUAAAGGAGAUCAAUGUCAGCUAUGUGACUCUGAAAAUCGUUAUCUUGGGAAUCCACUUAGAGGAACAUGUUACUACAGCCUUUUGAUUGACUACCAGUUUACCUUCAGCUUAUUACAGGAAGAUGACCGUCACCACACUGCCAUAAACUUCAUAGCAAACCCAGAACAGUCAAACAAAAACUUGGAUAUAUCAAUUAAUGCAUCAAACAACUUUAACCUCAAUAUUACGUGGUCCAUUGGGUCAACAGCUGGGACAAUAUCCGGAGAAGAAAUUCCUGUAGUUUCUAAAGCUAAUAUAAAGGAAUACAGAGAUAGUUUUUCCUGUGAAAAAUUUAACUUCAGAAGCAACCCAAACAUUACAUUUUAUGUAUAUGUCAGCAACUUUUCCUGGCCAAUUAAAAUACAGAUUGCUUUCUCCCAGCACAACACGAUCAUGGAUCUUGUGCAGUUCUUUGUCACCUUCUUCAGUUGUUUCUUGUCCUUACUCUUGGUGGCUGCUGUGGUCUGGAAGAUCAAACAAACCUGCUGGGCUUCUCGACGAAGAGAGCAACUGCUCCGAGAGCGACAGCAGAUGGCCAGCCGUCCUUUUGCUUCUGUUGAUGUAGCCCUGGAAGUAGGAGCUGAACAAACAGACUUUCCACGAGGCCCGUUAGAGGGUGCCCCCAAACCUAUUGCCAUAGAACCCUGUGCCGGGAACAAAGCGGCUGUACUUACUGUGUUUUUGUGUCUCCCAAGAGGAUCAUCAGGUGUCCCUCCUCCUGGUCAGUCAGGUCUCGCAAUCGCCAGUGCACUAAUAGACAUUUCACAACAGAAGUCUGCGGAUAGCAAAGAAAAGAGUUCCGGAGUCCGGAAUCGGAAACAUCACCUUUCAACACGUCAAGGAACUUGUGUCUGAGGUCCAGAAACUGCACUUGUAUAUUCUGUAAUGUUUUUCUUUUUAAAUGGCUUCCUUUGAAAGCUAUCCUAAAGCCUCAGUUUUUCUGGAGGCAAACCUAUAAUCAUAGGUUAAAAAAAACACGUCCUGGGCUUUCAAACGUCCAGCCUGCUGUGCCCCGAACCAGAAAACCUUAGGACAAAAACGAAUAUGUGACGUGAGCCUGAGUGAAAAGCAAGCGAUUGAAGUUCACAAAACAAUGAAGUAAAUUUUUAUGCUGAUCUCAAACAUAUCACAGAUGAACUGAAGUAAGUCUAGGAAAGGUUGUCCUUUGUUUCCUAAUGUGGCUGAAAAUUGUAUAAUUCUUCAAGACCGAGGUGAUAAAAUCGCAGGACUCUUAUAAAAGGAUUUUUUAAGGCUUAAGGCUUAAUGGAGAGAAUUGUUCAGUGUUCUCCUCAUAAGAAAUAUCACUACCAGUGCAUAAAGCAGGAACUGAACAUUUGAAAUGGCUUUAGAUACUGUUUAAUCUUAUUGCAAAUGUGAAAGCAGAUUUGAAAUUUAAUAGUAUGUAGAUAUUGCAUUUAAAUAUUUCAUAUGACCAUGUAUCUCCCAAAACCUAAUUUGGGUCGAAGAAGGGUUUCUAUCUUCCUGGAAUGCAGGCCAGACUGAUCCAGGAAAGAGGCAGGCAGAGGCAGACGGUUUGUGCCCUCGGUGGAAGGUUUAUUAGAAUUCUGUGUGGAGAGGACAUUUCUGCCUGCCUUGCCAACAGACUGACUCAUUAUCAGAGCUGAUAGAGCAUGGAAAAGCCCAUCCGGCAAUCAAUUUCUCCCUUUUUUCCCCCCAACAGCCUGCACUACUGUAAGCCCAAAAGGAGCUUAAAUUGUCCCUUUACAGUUCGCCUGCUUCUCCUCUAGUAUGGUAAUAUUUUAAUUGUCGACAGAUGAUUGCACUUUGCAAACACAACACAGCCAUCCACAUAUUUUUCUGGAAACAAUUACGAGCUUCCUUUGGUCUUCCUCGCCCUGUGGCUGAAUUUUAUCCAUCUCUGCUUUCCACUAAUUUAAUGAAAUGUAUGCGAAUACCUGUCACCUCCUAUCUAGCAGUGUGGAUGAAGUUCUGUCAAGAUAACUACUCCAGUACAGUCUACUGCCAGUGGCAAAUACAGUGCCAAACUUACCUUGCCCCUCAGGAUUGGAUUUAGGGCUGGGAGGCAUCCUGCAACCAGAAUUAAAAACUUCAACAAAAGCGCAUGGAGCCUAAAUGUGAAAUAUUCCAGAUGGAAGUGGGCUUCUAAAGAAGAGGCUGACUUGGUUGGUGUUCUCUUCUGCCUCCUACAUGUUUGCAGAUGUUCAUUCUAACUCAGUAGUUCUCUUAAUUCCUGUGUGGGAGAGUAGUUACUAAUUUCAACGGUGGUCUAAUGAGAUAAUAUAAGAAGCAGCAGCAGAGAUCUGAGUAUCUCUUCUAUACAAUAGAAUUUUGGUAAAUAAGAAAAAUAUAAAAUAUACUUGAUGUUCCCUAUAUCUGAAUUUUCCUUUUUUUUCAGGAAGGUGAUGACAUAAUGACUAUUUAUAUUUUACUGUAUAGUUUCUUGCAUGACAUAGUGUUGCCGUAGCAGAAUAAGGCCCUAUUGUGAAUUUUAGUGUUUAUUUCAUAAUGCCAUUUUAAUGCAUAGAGUUUCAGAUUGAUUUUGAUGAGGCCUAAAUGUAAAAAUGUAAAAGGAACAAUCACACAAUUAAUGUCUUAGGCUGGGUUGUUAGGUUGCACCUAAUAUAUUGUUUUUUUAAAAAAAAUUAGGCAUUUAUGAAUUAUAAUAUCUAUUCCUUAAGCUGGCAUGGUUAUUGGGUAUUUUCCAUGUGUUGAAAUGAGAUUCAUUCCUAAAACGAUUCCACCAAUAUCCUGUGACUUUCAUUGAUUAUUUAGACGUCCCUCAGUUAUUUCACGAUUUCCAGCAAAAAUCAGGAAGGUUUAUUUUCCAGACUUUAUAGAAAAUGAGCAAAUAAUGUUACCACAUUAGAAACUUGCCCUUUUCCUGGCUUCCCCUCUGACUUUUUAAAGGUUGAUUUGCUCAAGGAACAACAGGCAGGACUGGUACUUCAAACAUAUUUCAAAAUUAAACCUCAGAGCUGGACACUUUGCUUAAUUAUGCACUAUUUUUCAUGACAAAACCCUUACCUAGCAAAGAUAUAUAUGUAGUUGUCCUCUGGGCUUUUGAAGACCCAGCAGUGAUAGGUACCGUUCUGAGGGGUUUUGCAAGAUCCGGAGAACGUGUUUUUAGAUAAGUUAAACAAAUGGAAUUUCCCUAGAGAGAAUUUUAGAUUGCGUCAACCUGAAAUCCAUCUGAGGUCACACAGUUUGAAAAAUAAAUUUGAACUUUACAGAAUUAUAAUGUGUAUUGCAGCAUUUAAGAUUGACAUACAUCGAUUAGAAUUUCAUUCAGUUAAUUAAAGCCCUAAUAUACAUGUUACUUGUGCUGCAGAGUAGCACCUAGGUAAAUAAUUAUUCCACAUUUUUAUAACAAUACAGAUCUCCUUAAUAAUAAAAUUCCCCAAAUACAUCAAUCUGAGCAGGCAGAAAGACUAGGGGUAAUCAUCGCAGCUUUGUUUUCUUAGUCGAACUAUUACUUGAAUGGAAUGCUUUUCUCCAUCAAAACAUUUUUCCAUUGAAUUAACUUCAAGAAAUGUAUUUAUACACUAACAGGAUUAAACAGUUGCUUUAAAAAUACACAAACCUGAAAUCGUGAAUGCUUAGUUCAGACUUCUUUAUGCUUUAUGGCUUUGUUACUAUGACAAAUCUUUAAUGAUUUCCUUUGAGAUGUAGAAAAUUUAGCUUGAUCUUUUGGGCACAAGAAGAUCUCAGUUGAGGAACAGGAUAAUUUUUAAUAGGUGGGGUACAAAAGACUCUCUGAGUUUACAGGGUCUUCUGGUAAUCAGUGUUAUCUUUGAUGGUUUAAAUUAAACUCACAUUAUAGAAUCAUAAA